AUGGCCGCAGAUUUGAGCGCAGAGGAGAAAGCCACGCUGCUGAAAAACAAUUUACAAGAGUGGCUCGGUUGGGACGUUAUAGAAGAUGUGUUGACGAAAGGAGAGCGGCCAGUGUCAAUUUAUUGGGGUACCGCAACGACCGGCCGGCCACAUUGUGGCUACUUCGUACCGAUGCUGAAGGUCGCAGAGUUCCUACGAGCUGGCUGCCAUGUGAAGAUACUACUUGCUGAUAUUCAUGGUUUCCUUGACAAUCUAAAAGCACCAAUCGAACUCGUCGAAUUCCGGGCGAAAUACUACAAAUACGUCAUCACCGCGCUGCUGCGAGCCGUCAACGUCCCGAUAGACAAGCUCGAAUUCGUCCUCGGCAGCUCUUACCAGCUAUCCAAGGAAUACACCAUGGACCUCUUCCGGCUAAGCUCGGUCGUAACAGAGCAUGACGCCAAGAAAGCCGGAGCGGAAGUCGUGAAGCAGGUGGAGAACGCAACCUUGAGCGGGCUCAUCUACCCACUGAUGCAAUCGUUGGAUGAGGAGUAUCUGAAGGUCGACGUCCAAUUCGGCGGUGUCGAUCAGCGCAAGAUUUUCGCGCUGGCAAAGGAGGUGCUGCCAAAGAUCGGAUACAAAACGAGAGCGCAUCUUAUGAACCCGAUGGUGCCGGGACUCGCGGGCGGGAAGAUGUCGGCGUCGGACCCAGAUUCGAAGAUUGAUGUGCUCGAUCCUCCGGAGCUGAUACGCAAGAAGCUCAAGAAAGCCUAUGCGGCGCCUAAGGAGGUCGAGGGCAAUGGUGUUCUGUCGUUUUGCGAGUACGUGCUGUUGCCGGCUAGUGCGCUGCAAGAAGGGGAGGGCAAGUUUGUUGUGAAGAGAAGGGAUGCGGAGCCGCUCGUCUACACGAAUAUCAAGCAGAUGCAGAAGGACUACCGGGAAGAUAUCUUGAUACCACAAGAUCUCAAAGCAGCCGUCACCGAUGCCCUUAUCGUCCUACUCGAAUCCGUUCAAAGGGAUUUCCAAGCCUCACCGGAAUGGCAAGAAGUCGAAAAGAAGGCCUACCCGCCCGCCGAGCCCGAGAAGAAGAAAAAGCAGAAGAAAGACAGAGGCAGCAGGUACCCCGGCGCGGCGAAAGAGGUCGAGGCACAGCCGGACGGCAGUGUGGAGGGUAAGACGCAGGCGGAGGUCAGCUUGGACAAGGACGCUGCAGCGGCUUUAGAGAAGCUUGAGCUGGAGAAGAAGGCGGUAGAGGCGUAG
Coniosporium apollinis CBS 100218 is the source of this 1239-nucleotide messenger RNA. RefSeq names its product tyrosyl-tRNA synthetase. NCBI's taxonomy places the organism in Eukaryota, Fungi, Ascomycota, Dothideomycetes. The coding region runs from base 1 to 1239 and encodes 412 amino acids. Gene Ontology annotation, molecular function: ATP binding; tyrosine-tRNA ligase activity. Gene Ontology annotation, biological process: tyrosyl-tRNA aminoacylation. The record is from RefSeq and is a predicted model, not a curated record. The transcript is spliced from 8 exons.